Agelaius phoeniceus (red-winged blackbird) is the source of this 1106-nucleotide messenger RNA. RefSeq names its product protein BTG1-like. The record is from RefSeq and is a predicted model, not a curated record. Gene Ontology annotation, biological process: negative regulation of cell population proliferation. Gene Ontology annotation, cellular component: nucleus; cytoplasm. NCBI's taxonomy places the organism in Eukaryota, Metazoa, Chordata, Aves, Passeriformes, Icteridae.
AUGAGGACCGAGAUCUCCACGGCGGCCGCGUUCGUCACCCGCCUCCUGCGGGCCGCCGGCGGGGUCGGCGAGGAGCAGCUGCGGUGCUUCCGCGAGUGCCUGCAGGAGGCGAUGCGCGAGCACUACAGGCACCACUGGUUCCCCCUGGUGCCCUCCAAGGGCUCCGGCUACCGCUGCAUCAGGAUCAACCAUAAGAUGGACCCCUUGAUAGGAAAGGCGGCGGGGAUGAUCGGACUGAGCCACGAGAGGCUCUUCCAGCUCUUACCCAGUGAAUUAACGCUGUGGGUCGACCCCUUCGAAGUGUCCUAUCGCAUAGGUGAGGGGGUCUAUCUGUGUGCUGUACGAAAGCCCCCAGCCUGGGGGGAAGGCGGCCAAACAGCUGGAGAGCAGGACCAGCUGCAAGGAGGAGUGGAGAUUGGCAGAUCCAGCCCUUCCAAGAGUUACAACAUGAUGACGGUUUCUAGUUAAAAACAACUCUUCCCUGUACGAUGUUGUAUGUAUCCCAACCUCAUGGUAAAGUUAGAUGUAACUGAGCUUUUUUUGGUUUUAAUUUUUUUUUCACCCUACAGUCAUUAAAGUCGUGGUAGUACUGCCAAGUUCUUUGUGGCCAAGGGCUAAAUGUAUAAAGCAGUUCUUUACACUGCAUGUUCCUUUCUGGGCUGUGUCCUGUAAAUGCACUGUACAGUUGGUGGAUUGUUUUACACAUUUAUAUUUUCGAAAAAGUUCUGCGUAUUUGUAAUAAAAAGCAAUAUUGUAGCAAUCUUUAUGAUGGGUUUUAGUCAAAAUUAGUACUUGCUAAAAAACAAUCUCUAAUUUGCAGAGCAGUAACGCAAAGGGGGGUGGGAAACAGAUCUAACAAACUGCACGUAAAUCUUUCCAGUGAUUUGUCUGCACAGACUUCUCUCAGGGUCAUUCAAGUUUGACUGUGAGGCACAAAUCACAGAUAUAACUCUUUAUUUUUCCCUUUUCAAAGCAUGCUUUUAUUUGAGGGCUGGGUUCCAUCACACCCCAAUAUUUUAGCAAAAAGAAAUGGGGAAUGAAUUAGUUGUCUGGUUAUUUCUAGUUAUGGGAGUAGAAAAAUAAAGACUUGCUUAAAAUGCUUCUGA